AUGAUACAUUUUUUCAUCGAAACAAUCCCUCGAAAAGAGGAAAACGAGCACUCCGCCUAUCCAACCAAACAAAUCGAGAUAAAUCGGGCAAAAAUAGACAAAGAGGAAAGAAAUCGCAAUCGCAUUUUUCCUUUAAAGAUGAUCGUCGUAAAUGACUCUCAAAAAUUUCAUGGCGGCUGUCUAAAACAAUUUCAAUGUGUUAUGAGCAAUUUAGGCGCGCCGGAACAAAUAUGCAGACUAUUAAACGGCUCAUACAUCCCAUUCAAACUCAAGCCACCUCUAAUACUUCCAAAUCCAAUUGUGAUUCAGAGUUACAGGACCAAAACUUCCUUAAAUAUGAUUCGCCAAAUUCAAAGUAUGUUAAAGUCCGGAGUACUCGAACAGGCGGAGCCGAGUGCCAGCUUCCUUUCCACAUUCUUUUUAGUGCCAAAACCAGACGGCAGCUACCGUCCAAUAUUGAAUUUGAAACAACUGAACAGGUUCGUUAAAACGAAACCCUUCAGACUGUUCAGUCACUUUCGAGUACCCACCUUUCUGCAGCAUCAGGAUUGGAUGGCAAAAUUAGACCUAAGCCAAGCCUACUUUCACGUUCCGAUUGCUCGGCGUCAUCGAAGAUAUUUGAGGCUGAAUUAUCCCAUCAAUUCAAACCAGCACCAACUGCUUCAGAUGACCUGUUUACCGUUUGGCCUUUCCUCUGCGCCGAGAACGUUUGCCUCAAUAACAAACUGGGUAGCAGAGUUUCUCAGGAAUCGGGGCAUCAGAUGUGUAGUUUAUUUGGACGAUUUUCUAUUGGCAAGCCAGUCGAUGCAACAACUACAAGAAGAUAUAUCUUUAACGAUAAAGAUCAUGCAGUUACUGGGUUGGACAAUAAAUUUCGAAAAGUCCGUGCUGACUCCGACACAGUGCCUCGAGUUUCUCGGCAUAACAUGGGACACAAAACUCAAUGCAAUGUCCUUAUCGGAGAAAAAGUGCUUAACGCUACGCAACGCACUUCAGCAACAGCUCUUAAAACGCAAGUGGUCCCUCAAACAGUAUCAGAUCUUAAUGCGGAGACUCAAUUUUGCCACUUACGUAACCCGGAGAGGUCGGCUUCACUGUCGAACACUGCAAUACUUCAGUCGACAGUUGUCAAAGGACCACCCUUACCGCCAAGUGAGUAUUCCACUACCAGUUCAAUCGGAGAUGGAAUGGUGGCUACAAGCUGUAGGUCAAUCUGUACCGAUACACACGAAUGUAGUACUAACUCACCUUCUAACAACCGAUGCUUCAGACAUCGGCUGGGGCGCGCAACUCGGCGAUAUAAGUAUCGGAGGGACCUGGACGAAACGGCAACUAACCUGGCACGCAAACAGAAAAGAAAUGUUCGCAGUUCAGGCAGCGAUAUCACACGAACAAAAACUGCUACAGAACUCACAAGUGCUUCUUCAGACGGACAAUCGAACAGUGGUGUCUUACAUAAACAAGGAAGGCGGAAGCAAGUCCAAAAAGCUUCUCGAGCAAACUCUACAACUACUUGCACUUCUAGACAAAUUCAAUAUACACCUUCAGGCCCAGUACUUUCCAGAUUCAAUGUCGAAGUGGACGCCUUAUCACGCCAAAGGACUUGCCCCGAGUGACACCUAA
This is a messenger RNA of Parnassius mnemosyne (clouded apollo), 1623 nucleotides long. Lineage: Eukaryota; Metazoa; Arthropoda; Insecta; Lepidoptera; Papilionidae. The record is from the annotation of a GenBank genome assembly.